AUGUUGACAGAGUCUCUUGUGGGAAAUGUGGCCAAAGAUCUGGGGUUAGACAUUAGAAGACUUAAAACCGGCAGCGCCCGUAUUUUUACUGAAGGGGGUGCGGAAUACUUUGAGCUGAAUACGAAUAAAGGCACUUUGGUGGUUAAAGGCAGAAUUGAUAGAGAAGAGCUAUGCGCACAAAUUUUCCCUUGUACCUUAAACGUGCAGGUGGUGCUUGAAAACCCUAUUGAAUUUUACGAAGUCAUUGUCGAAAUUAUUGACGUGAAUGACAAUGAUCCCAUAUUUCCAAAUAAAAACAUUAAAUUGGAAAUCAGUGAAGCAUCAAUGCCAGGAUCCCGUUUCGCACUGCUUAGUGCCACUGAUAACGAUGUGGGGUUGAAUGCUCUUCAAACAUACACACUUACACCAAAUGAAAAUUUUAAUUUAAAAAUUCGUAAGCAGUCUGAUGGCAGCAGUUCAAUAGAUUUACUCCUAAUAAAGCAACUGGAUCGAGAAAAGCUAGAAGAACACGUCCUGCUGCUUAUUGCUAUUGAUAGUGGGAGUCCUCCGAGGACGGGCACUGUUGAAAUUCAGAUAGUUGUUCUGGAUGCCAACGACAAUGCCCCUGUUUUUACUCAAGAUAUUUAUAAAACGACUGUUGAAGAAAAUACUUCCAUAGGUUAUAUGCUGAUUUCAGUUACUGCUACCGAUGCAGACAAAGAAAUGCAUGCUCUGAUAACAUACAGUCUCACUCAUGUUACUGGUAAUGGCGGCGAUCUGUUUGAAAUUAACCCAAGUUCUGGUGGAAUUAAAGUCAAAGGGCACCUGGAUUAUGAAACAGGAAAAAUGUAUGAGAUUACAGUGCAGGCUAAAGAUGCAGGUGGCGGCACAGGUUCGUGCAAGGUGAUAGUAGACAUUAUUGAUGUCAAUGACAACAUUCCUUUAAUAACUCUCAUGUCAGUCUCAAGUGAAAUUCCUGAAGACUCAGGACCUGGGACAGUGGUAGCUGUGAUUAAAGUGCAGGACAAGGACUCUGGAAAAAACGGCAAAGUCUUUUGUUUAAUUGAUGACAACAUUCCGUUUAAACUGAAAUCCUCUAUGACAAACUUACAAAGUCUAGAAACGGGUGCAUUUCUAGAUCGAGAAAUAACGUCACAAUAUAAUAUUACGAUUUUUGCAAGAGACGAAGGCGAUCCUUCACUGUCAUCUAGUCUCACGAUAACUGUAGAAGUAAGCGACGUCAAUGAUAAUGCACCGAAAUUCGACAAGCAGCAUUAUACAGCGUAUAUAAUGGAAAACAAUUCUCCAGGAAAUUCAUUCUUUUCCUUACGAGCUAAAGACGACGACUCGGGUGUCAACAGUAAAAUUUCUUACUUUAUUGAUCAAUCUCUUGUUCAAAACAUAUCUGUUUUAUCAUAUAUUUCCAUUAAUUUUGAAGAUGGCACGCUCUACGCUGUACAGUCUUUUGAUUAUGAGCAGGUGAAGCGUUUUCAAAUUUCUGUCAUAGCAAAAGACGGGGGAUCUCCGUCCUUUAGUGCAAGCGCAAUUAUAGAUAUUUUUGUGCAGGACCAAAAUGAUAAUGCUCCCCAGAUUCUUUACCCAAUUCAGAAUAAAGCGUCACCCGGUCCUGAAAUGCUACCCCGCACUGCAGAUGAUGGCUAUCUGGUAACUAAAGUUGUAGCAGUUGAUAAGGACAGUGGGCAAAAUGCUUGGCUUACUUAUAAACUCAUCAAAUCCACUGAUCAAACCCUUUUUAAAUUGGGUCCACAUAAUGGAGAAUUAAGAACAAUUCGAGAAGUUACAGAGAAAGAUCCGACAAGGCAAACCGUGGUUAUUUCAGUAGAAGACAACGGACAACCAGCUCAGUCAACUACAGUGACUAUAAACGUGGCUGUCACUGACAGCUUUCCUCAAGCAUUAUUAGAAUUCAAAGAACUCUCUCAGGAAGCCAAUAGAGAAAGUGACCUCAAAUUUUAUUUAGUAAUUGCUUUAACAGUUGUUUCAUUUCUUUUUAUUACAUUUAUCGUUAUCUUUGUAACCUUCAAAAUUUAUUCCUGGAGGCGGUCUAGACUCUUCAAAGCUUGUUCAAAUGGCAAUCUCCCAGUUAUUCCAUAUUAUCCACCCCGAUAUGCAGACGUCGGUGGAACAGGAACUCUUCGUCACGUUUACAAUUAUGAAGUUUGUCUAACAACGGAUUCGGGAAGAAGCGAUUUCAAGUACAUUAAACCUGUCCUACAUAGUGAAGUGAAUAAUGAACUUAGUGGACUUGAAACAAUGCCUCUCAACCAAAAAGCAGACCUGAGUACUAACGAAGAACUCAUACAGGUAAGUCUGAGCACUCCGCAAAGCAGUUAA
This is a messenger RNA of Erpetoichthys calabaricus (reedfish), 2334 nucleotides long. RefSeq names its product protocadherin gamma-A11-like. The record is from RefSeq and is a predicted model, not a curated record. NCBI's taxonomy places the organism in Eukaryota, Metazoa, Chordata, Cladistia, Polypteriformes, Polypteridae. The transcript has a single exon. Gene Ontology annotation, molecular function: calcium ion binding. Gene Ontology annotation, biological process: homophilic cell-cell adhesion. Gene Ontology annotation, cellular component: plasma membrane. The coding region runs from base 1 to 2334 and encodes 777 amino acids.